Molecule: messenger RNA, 1408 nt
Organism: Carassius carassius (crucian carp)
Lineage: Eukaryota; Metazoa; Chordata; Actinopteri; Cypriniformes; Cyprinidae
Gene: uts2a
Product: urotensin 2, alpha
Exons: 4
Coding region: 670-1047 (125 amino acids)
Biological process (GO): regulation of blood pressure; blood vessel diameter maintenance
Cellular component (GO): extracellular region
Molecular function (GO): hormone activity
Source: RefSeq, a predicted model, not a curated record
UGACGUACAUCCUUCAUUUCUCAGGUCUGCUGUCUCUGAUUAAACUCCAAGCUUUGUAAAUGUCAAAUGUGCAUCACUAAUACAUCUUUGUCAGCGGGUGAUAAACAAAUGUCAUGCUCUCCUCAGCAGACGGGUAAUCUGGACUUUAUACCCCUGAGCUUCAUUUUUAUUACCUUCAUUGACAUAUAUGUUGUUGGAAUCAGUGUGGCUGCCUGAAUUCCCAAUAAAAUAUUUUUACCUGCAUCAGUUAAACAGCCUUUCCUAUGAAUUUAAAGAGAUAUAUUUUCAUGUUCAACAUAAAAGGACUAGACUCAUGGGCUAAAUAAAUCACCUGAUAUAUUCAUAAAAUAAUCUCUUUAUGUGUUCUGCUGUCUAAAGAGCUGAUAGAUGAACAUUUGCACACCUGUGUCCCCAGUUGUCAAAUCCAGUAAAACAGGUCAAUGAGAUUCAAAGGUGAUAAAGCCACUGUGGACCUGCUACAACACCCAUCCUGAUUUAUUCAUGGAUAUUAACUCAGGAUCCACAUUUUAAAAUAGAACUCUCAAUAAAAACACUGCAUUGAUUAUGAUUCACUCAGCUUUGGUAGAGUGGUGUAUAUAAGAAAAGAAAGCUUCCAUCCACCUCAUUCACCAAAGCCUGACCUGAUAGGACCUUCAGCCUGCUGCAGAGAUGAACUGUAACCUGCUCCUGUCCUGCUCUGUCCUCCUGCUCUCCUGCAGUCAUCUCUUAGCACAUCCUGUUUCUGACACUGCUGACAUGACUUACAGCGGCCCUGAUUCAGUGGAAGAGGCUGGAGGCGUCAGACCAGAUGAUUUCUCUGUCUCUGAUCUCAAUGAUCUCCUGCAGAGGGCGGCAGUCCUAGAAUAUUCCCCGCUGCUCAGCCGAGAGAAUAUCAAAGUGCCUGGGCAGAUUCCUAAAGAGGCUCUUAGAGAGUUACUGUUAGAAAAACCGUAUCGCCUCAUUCCUCCCAGCGGCCUGUGGGGCGGCAGGAGACAGUUCAGGAAGAGAAGCGGCGGUGCAGAUUGCUUCUGGAAAUACUGUGUUUGAGGCAUUCGUGACAUACUGAACUGAGUCACAGGGCUUUUAUAGCUAUUCCUAACAGUAUGGACUCUCUCUUUCACACACACCCACACAAAAAUAUACAUAAUACAAAAGCAAAAAUAUACAGGACACAGUUAUAAAACUUUUGUGCAAAACAGUUGCUUCACAGAGAGACUGAUGUAAACCACUAACCUAAAGUAUCUGGGAUUUUUUUUCAACAUAUCUUCAGCUUUUAUGUGUCUGUAAAUUUUGAAUAACAUAUAAUUCUGGAAUAUUUGAAAAAAUUCUUUAUAGAAGAGACCACAAUAGCUGUACUGUAUAAGACAUAUAACUGUAAACUAUAAAUAAAUGCAAAAAUAAAAUAAUA